AUGAUCAACGACGCCGCGGCGCCGUGAUACUUCAUAUACUUGGCGUGGUGUACAUGUUCGUCGCGUUAGCAAUUGUCUGCGACGAGUUCUUCGUACCGUCAUUAGAUGUGAUUAUCGAGAAGCUCGAUAUCGCCGACGAUGUGGCCGGUGCUACUUUCAUGGCGGCCGGUGGAUCGGCGCCCGAACUCUUCACAUCGAUCAUAGGCGUGUUCGUGUCGUUCGACGAUGUCGGUAUCGGCACUAUCGUCGGCUCCGCCGUCUUCAACAUCCUUUUCGUGAUCGGCAUGUGCGCUAUAUUCUCGCGUACGGUGCUAUCGCUCACAUGGUGGCCUCUAUUUCGCGACUGCACUUUCUAUAGCGCCAGUCUACUCACCCUGAUCUACUUCUUCCGCGAUAGUUAUAUAUACUGGUAUGAGGCACUUGUGCUAUUUGGAUUCUAUUUGGGAUAUGUGAGCUUCAUGAAGUGGAACCAGCCAAUGGAGAAAAUGGUUAAAAGGGUACUCUACAGGAACAAGGUGACCCGGGUCAGGUCUACCGAUCAGCUGAUGCCCUCGCACCAGAGCGCCGCCCAGGCAUUGCAGCAUCCGAACGCGAUCAACAAUAGCGAAACGAGCGUGGGCGGUACGUCGGGUGCGUGCGGAAGCAUCCCGGCGCCCGGGGAGGCUGGAUGCAGCAGCAGAGUUGGCAGCAGCAGCGGCGUCGGCGGCAGCGGCGGUGGCACAGGCUCUGGACAAGGCUGCGAACAGACCCACGGAGGCCCGUCCUCUCAUUCACGGGAGAGCCACGCAAAGUUUCGACACGGCCUGCUGCAGCUUAUGAUCCACACGAUCGAUCCGCUCCACGACGGUCAGUCCCGCGCCGGCAAGGUGGACGAGAAAGCGACGCAGCUGCAUGCGAUAGCGUCACUGAAGGUGCUGCUGGAUGCCACUAGGCCGCAUAACGGCGCCGCGACGUCGACCGCCGCCCAUUACUCCGGCGCAUCCUCGAAGGAGACGACUCUGCAGCUGCAGCAGGGCUCGCAAGGCACCACCACUACCACCACGACUACGACGACCACUGCUGGCACCACUGCUGGUAUUCAGGAACUUCCGAACGGCGGUAUCGCCGCCGGACUCGACGCUGGACUCGAUUCGGGCGAAGAGGAUGAACCUCCAGAGGCCUUGAACAUGGGCUGGCCAAGCAGUCCAAGAAAAAGGCUAACGUACAUUUUAGUCGCGCCAAUCUUAUUUCCUCUUUGGUUGACGUUACCAGAUACGAGAACACCUAGAGGGAAAAAGUUCUUCCCGAUAACGUUCAUUGGCUCGAUCUUCUGGAUCGCGGCGUACUCGUACCUGAUGGUCUGGUGGGCGAAUGUCGCCGGCGACACAGUGGCCAUACCGCCGGAAGUGAUGGGUCUGACGUUUCUCGCAGCUGGCACCAGCAUACCGGACCUCAUCACAAGCGUCAUCGUGGCGCGAAAGGGAUACGGCGACAUGGCCGUGUCGAGUUCCGUCGGCAGUAACAUCUUCGAUGUGACCGUUGGGCUUCCGGUUCCAUGGCUCCUAUACGGUUUAAUCUACGGGAAACCCGUGGAGGUGAACUCAGUGGGCAUGGUGUGCAGCAUAGCGAUACUGUUCUGCAUGCUGCUGUUCGUGAUCAUGAGCAUCGCCUGCUUCAGAUGGAAAAUGAACAGGGGCCUCGGCUUCACGAUGUUCAUCCUCUAUUUCGUCUUCGUCGCCGUCUCGCUGAUGUUCGAGUACGAGAUACUAGUCUGUCCGGUGUAGGGCAGCCAGGACAGCGCAACCGCGACAGCAGAGGUAUUAAAAACUCCUCCGGAGAAAGGAUACGUCUGCGAAACGGACGCACACUUACGGGUCUCGUCAUCAUCAUCGUCAUCGUCGUCGGCGAGUCUUGGCCGACGAGAAAACUCUUCCCCGCGGUCGCCGCUUCGAGCCGAGGAGGAAACCGCGCCAGUCAUUACCUUCCGCGCGCGCGUGAAUGGGAUUUGACAUUACGAACGGCAAUAGUAGCACCAUCUCACACCGCCACUAUCACCGAUCAUCGAGUCUCACAGCAAUUUCGCGUACCAGAUUACGAAGCGUUUUGCUCUAGUCGCGAGAGGUGUACAUAUUGUAUAAAAAUCUUGAAAUACCUGAAACGAAAUACUCGUCUUGUUAAGAAUUAACCGAGCGCAUCACUCCGUUCGAGUGCGCUACUUUAUUGUUUAAGCAUGGCGAGCGCGUUAGCCGAUCGUGCCAAGGACCAAACUAUAAGUUUAUUUAAUCCGUGGAAUGAUUUUUUAGCGUAAACUUUUAAGACUCCCUGGUCUUCUUCUUUUUCUUCUUCAUUUUUUCUUCAUUAUCAUCUUCUAAAUUAUUAUUCACUACUUCUUAAUUAUUAUUCAUUAAGCGACACUGUACGUGAAACAAAUUGAUCACAGUACUGUUAUUAAUUCACUUGAAAUUAUUACAAUAAAGAUUUACAGAACGCUAUCUUAUAUUCAACAAUAUUCUGUAAGACUAUUUCUAAUUAUAAUCAUGGAUAUCGUUAGAUAUUACUUGAUUUGUGCAUUUAUCGAAACAUCACGUUUUUCGAGUAUAUCUAUAAUAGCAAUAAUGUUAGACUUAAAACGCGAUGUUACCAAUAGUGUACAAAAUGUUACCGUAGGUCUUCUUCUCGUUUUGACUCCUUGGCACGCUCACGUCCGAAUAUUAUACAUAACGUUAUCCUUGGAAGAAGUGACCUGACCGCUCGCCGAUUUUUCUCUAAAGCAGAAAUUCUCUUCGCCUUUAAUAUCAUAGAAUAGCGUUAUAACUUCUCUCACUCUGUUGUACUCACGGAAUCCAAUCUGCGGUGCGGGGUUCGGCGUUCCAUUCUGACGACAAAACGGCGCUCAUGUAUCUCAAGUGCCGUAUGUACGCCAGGUGCACAUUUCAGGCAAGUUAUAUAAUUUUAUAUAUUUUCGUUAAUCAAAGUUACUUACAGUAUAAUAUGUAUCACAAUAUGCAUUACGUAUUAUGUAAAAAAUUUUUGCCAUAAACACAAAAAAUGCUUCAGUGCUUUUUUUGCGUUUCAUAUUUUCAAUAUUUAACAAUCAUUUUGAAAAAUUAAAAUGAGAGCAUGUUUGAUUGUUUAAUAAAAUAACGUUCUAUAUUACUUUAUUAAAUGUUCUACAUUCAUGAUAUUACGUGAAUAGCUUGAUCAAAAAGUUUUCAAAUAUUGAUUUAUUAAAUUAAUGUGAUUCAAAUACUGGCACUCACGUCUCAAAUGAAAUGACUGAUCGUCGCACUGGAUUUUCAGCAUACGAUCGGAACGGAUGUUGUUGUUGAUACGUGAAUAAGAUAGAAUAAAGCGAAAAAAUUAUAUUAAUCGGAAAUGCGUUGAUCUGUUUGUUAUUAUAUUUCCUUUGCAUUUAUUUUGAUAAAUCGUUGGCAGAUUCGCAGGAAAACGCGGGAAACGAACUGGUUUAUUUGAAUCAAAAGAAAAUGCGUUCAUUGUUGCAUAGCGUUAAAAUUUCAUAAAAGGUAAUCACUUGUUUAUAUCAAUUAUUCAUUUUGAAAAAAAGCGCGUUUCCGACCAAUUAAGCUUCCAUCUUUAAAUGUUAUUACAUUUAGGAAAUUUAUUACAUGUUUUUACGAAAAAUUGUGUAUAGUAGAACCUGGGCAAAUUUUUUAUUGCUGAUCAGUGUAAAGUUAAGUCACGAAUACAAAGAAAUAUCUCGUUCGCGUAAGACAUUUAGAUCCGAUUCCGAACGUGUUUUCUCUUAAAUACAAUGAUUAUUACUAUCGUAACUAUAAUCUGUAAGCGACAUGCAAAAAACAGACUUUCUUAAGCGCAUAUAGAAAAUUAUUGCAAAUAAUAUAUUCGAAUUGGUGCAUCAUGCAAAGAUUCUAAAGGAUCACUUAAGGGUAUACUCGUGUCGCUUGCUGAUACAUCUUAUGCGCGAUCGAAUCCUCGUGCGAUAUUUUCUCUACAUAGGACAAGAGUAUCGAGAUACACUGCAGAUAUUUGCACGUGAAAUGUAACAUUAUGAUACGCUCUUACAAAGCGGAAGACAAAUGCCGACAUUGAACAAAUUAGACAUUGCACUUUCCGUGAUGUUCCACGUCAGCUUGAUACUCUCUGCAGUUAUUUUUUUGCUAACUUCUUUCAAAUUUUCGAUAUUGCACUAUGACACUCUACUAAGAUACUGUUAGAAAAUAUGAUUAUUAUUAUGGUUAUUAUAUGUACACAGUGAAGAUAAACGGGUAAUAGAAUGAACAAGUUCAUAUAGGUGUGUAUGUGUGUGAGAUUGGGAGAGAGACAGAGAAAGGGAACGAGAAAAUGAGAGAGAACGAUAGAAUUAAAAAGAAAAGAAGAGAGGAAGGAAUAUAGGAACAUGUAUAGUCGAGGCAUGAAGUCGGACGACUUUUAAUCCAGAUUACAGAAUCCAUGUUGUAUAAAGCGUUUGUAACGAAUACGUUUUAAGGAUAUAGAGGUAAUAGUUAUAAUAUCGAUUAUAUUACAUAAUAUCGAUUAUAUUACAUAUACGAGAUGAACAAAAUGUUAUUAUAUAUAUCUACAGUUUGAGAAAGAUACAACCAAAGAAACAAUAUUACAUUUUCGGUAGUCUGAACGCCUAAAAGCGGCCUAGCUUUUUAUUAAGCCUACAGCUAAUGCAAAAAUUGAUCCGCGAAGAAUAUAAAGAAGAAAAAGACCAUAAUAAAAAUACCGUCUACGUUAAUCGGUAGAGCGAAUUUUAGAUUAUCAAAAUUACACGUAUAUAUACAUAUUAGAGAGAGAGAGAGAGAGAGAGAGAGAGAGAAAGUGAGAGAGAAAGAAAGAGAGUAUGUGUGUACGCGUCUAUGUGUGUCUUUAUGUAUAAUAUAUGUGAAAAUUCGAUGAAACAUGAAAAUACAUUAAUUAUAUAUUAUAUUAAAUGUUAUAUUUGUUGCAUUUUGUAUAAUCUCGAUAUUAGAAGCAAGGAGAAUGGUUUUUCCAUCUCGCAGUUUAUGUUCCAGCAUUUACGUCAUACAUAGCCCGCGUGUGUGAUAAGUAAUUAUUACGUUUAGCCUUCCGACGUCUAUCUGUCUGAUCUCCCAAAUCAUAAAUGUGCAAUCCGGUUCGUGCGUUCGAUUAUUCAAAAAAUUUCGUAGUCUCUCUCUCUCUCUCUCUCUCUCUCUCUCUCUCUCUCUCUCUCUCUCUCUCUCUCUCUCUCUUUCUUUCUUUCUCUCUUCGCGAUGCUUGGAUCCCUCAUGCGACGAAAAGCAUCGCGAAACUUAUGCGUCCAGAAACAGAAAAGACCCAGAGACUAUGAUUCCACCAGGGAGAGACUAAAAUUGACCGAUGAUACGUGAAGUUAGUUAACGAUAUCAGAUAUCAAAAAAUUAAGGAAAAAUAUCACAAUCAUGAAAGAUCGUGAUAUCAACAUCUUUCACAUGUGGCGAAGUUCCGCCAUGAUUUAUUUUCUUGUACGCGACACAUAAUUAUGAGCGAUUAUGAACGACAAAGAAUGGUUUAACUACAACGUUAAAACUUUAAAGAGAUAAUGCAGAUAAUGUGCAGCUACUAACAGAAUGUAAACCAUUAUGAUUACGAAAAUAAACAAUGGCAGUAAUCUUAGGAACAAUGCGGUCUUCUCGAAUUACCACUACUUGAGAUAACGAUGCCUCUUUUUAUGAGCUCUUAACAUUACGCUAAGGCAAUGCAUUUUGUCAUCAUGGCAAUCCUCUCUCUGCUGAUUAAUUUAAAAAAAAAAAAGAAAGCUUAUCAUUUUUAUUUUUAUGAAAUUUCAUUUUCCAAAUAAUGUAAUUAUUUUGAAAUUUUCGCUUAAGUGAUUGUACACAAUUUUACAUCAAAUUUCCAAUCAAUGAAUAAACUAUAACUUGGAAGUAUUGUAAAUGACAAAAAGAGUACCGUUUUUAAAACGCAAAAGUUAAGUUACUCUAAGUAAUAAAAACAAAUUUUGAAAACGCAAUCAGAUUUUGUGAAUGGAAAUCAUAAUAGAUCAGAGCGAACGAAUAAACUUUAACGCAGCAAUCUGACAAAAAAUCGAACGUGUUAACUUGUGGGAGACCGCCCUCGGAUUUAGCAACGAUCGCCAGUGGAAAACGACGUUAGGUUUCUUCGUGACGUUGAACAUAAACGGGGAAAUUUGUAACGAGGAAACGUUAGAGAAUGCAGUACCGAGACGUUUUACGCCGUAGUGUGCGAGGCACGAAAAGGAUUAGUCUGUCAGUCGGGCGAAACAACGAAGCGGAUUAGCGGUGAAUCGCGUGAUAAGUCGAAGGUCGGGUCGAAGGGCUCGAAGCACAGCAGUGUUCGUGUAAUUUAUGCUUUGUAAUAUGAUAUACCAUAGGACAAACAUCAUCGACAUUGGUAAAGCGGGACAGCUCAUUUUAGUUUCGAGUAUCGAGCAUUUCGAUUCGAGAGAUCAAUCAAUUUAAAUGAUACGCGUGUAAAAAAAUGACUUGCUUGGCAAUUAGCUUAUUCAAAAAAGACAAAACGAAGAAGUUUCGAAUGUACGUGGAAUGCCGUUGACUGCCAUACUUUGGCGACUCUGAGGAUUGGUUGCGUAUGAAAUAUCUACUAUAUUAAUACAUCAGGGUAAUCAAUUGAUCUCUAAUUCUUACUUCUAAUUCAAUUCUUUUGUCGAAUUGUCAGAUAUAUGCACAUAUAUUCGCAUAGAGCAUGAAGAUAGUGAAAGAGAGAGAAUCCAAAUAGAACAACAGAUCAUGAAUAAUGACGUUAAAAUAAAUUGUAAUUGAUCGAAAAGUGAUUUUCAAUAAAUCAUUUUGGAAUAAUUUUGACGCCAUGUUGAUGAUGAUUUUUAUUCGACUUUGGAAAAAAGAGAGACAGCAAAAGAGAAAGGUAGGGAGAGAGAAAUAGACCUCAUUUCUCUCACAUGCAUGCACGCACAUACACGUCUAAACUUUACGUUCGAGACAUACGCGACGAAAUGAGAUGUGUUUGUGAAAGAUUAAAAUUAUUCCGGUUUGUCUAAAAAGUUUGUUAAAAUGCAACGCAUAAAUAAAACUCUUCGUUAUUACGUGGGAUUCACAGCAAAGAACGAGAGUACGGAAACAAGCUCCCAUCGAUUAGUGUAUUCAACCCGAAACAGUAUAAUCAGUAACCGAUAGAGACCUUUAUUCUUAAUUAAGAGCUUUCUGGAAAUACAAUCUUCUUUUUAUAUUUACAAACGCUUCAUUUCCAAACGUGGCUUUCAAAACUUUUAUUCGCGUAGUAAAAAAAUCUUAUUGUUAUAAAAUAUACACGUACAUAUAUAUAGAAUUCGUUAAAUUCUUUUAUAUUUUUAUGUGAUUGCAAUACGUUGUACUGUUUAGAGUUGAUGGUAUAGCUGUUAUCUUACGAAUACGGAAUCCAUCGUGCGCUCAUAAGGACGCUCCAAACUAGAUUUUAAGCGACGUUAAGGAUUUAGUUGAUUUCAUACUUUAUAACGUAGCUUUCGAGAAACAUAGAGGAAUUUUUACAUCGUGACAAGAUCGGUAGAUUAGAGCCGGGCACGCGACGACGAUCGAAACGAUCCUUCAAAUUUCGGCGAGUUGUUGCAAAAGCCGAGAGUGAUGAAUUCUCAGCAUCAAUCGAUCAUGUUAUAUUAAGAGUAUUAAUAGUACUCUUUCGGCCCGAUGGCACGAUAUAUGUAUAAUCGUUAUACUCGUAUUAUGAUGUACUCGUGGAUAUAAAAUAACGUGGGAUAUUAAAAAAAAAGGGACACAAAACGCACGCUGUGAAGGACCGAACGCUUCGAAUAUUUUCUUGGCAUUGACAAAGCGCGAACGCACAUAUCAAAGAGAGAAAAAUGUUGAAUAUAUGACAACUGAUUACUUAGUAGUAUUAUUAGCGACUUAAGUCUCGUAAGAUAAUUAGAUGAGGCUAUACGAGCGUUAUAAAAGUUUCUAUAUAAUUACAGAUUAUAUAAAUAUGUAUUAUAUUGUUCGCGAAUGACGUGAACUGGAUCGUCGGCCGAUUAUUGUGUUUACAUGUAUAGGAACGACGAGAUGCUGAUUCAGGGCGAUCAGCGUGUUUGGGCGUAACGUAAAAUUUGAGAAUAUCUCGUAAUUUUUUCUCGUGCUUUUCUUUUGAUAUAUAUUUCAUUAUAUCGCCCAUCUUAAAGCGUCGCAUACAUAUAGGGUUGUACCCCCGUCCAUCAUCGCAGUAAUAGAUUUACGGGAUACGACGUAGUUAAAUCACGUCUUACGAGAUUAAUUAGAUCACCGCAGAGUGCUAGAAAGACGACAGACGCGAAAUGAGGAGAGAAAUAUAAAUAUAUACAUACACACAUAUACAUAUAAAUAUAUAAAUACGCAAUAUAUAUAUAAAUAUGUAAAGUAUCUAACGUUGUAUACAUUCAAGUCGACGAUUCCAAGAUGGGACGUUUUUAUUACGAUAACAAUUUUGUUUCUUGAUAUUCGUAAGAUACGUCUUCGACGCGUUACUUAGAUCGGGGCCGAGGUAUAAUCGAUCGUUUUAUGCGUGACGAGCGUACAACGAUAUUUGGACGAUAGGACAGUUAAAUUCGCUGCUCGGGCGAUUUAUGCAAAGAUGAAAAAAAAAUCAUAUUCCCGACUGAGAGACAAGGACCGAACACAAGCGUAUCAACGACCACGUUCCAAAGUUCGCGCGGGACAAAUCUCAGCUUAAAAUUAGAGAUCGCGUAACUGAAUGCGAGUUAAUGUAAACGGAACUAAACGCCUGCAUAAAGAAAACAUAAGUCAUAAUGAAUAAAAAAAAGCAUCUUUAAAAAAAAAAACAAGAAAGAUCGAAAGAAACGUGCUAAUGUUUUAAAAGGGUAGCCGUGGGGUCAGCGUCGAGAGUUGAGGCCGCUUCGUCGCUCGUGCGUCGAAUGCUCGAACAUAACGAUUUCGCUUGACACUUCGGGAUCGAGAACGGGAUCCGAUCUCGAUGAUUCGAAUGAUCCAACGCCUUUCUGCGCCUCGCGGAAGAUAAACGCGAAUGGUUGCGGACCGGCUUACGGCGCUGGCGCCAACGAGCACGACACCGCGUGUGCAAUAAAAAACCGAAAUAUAUAACAAUAUUAAUAUCAUUAUAUACAACAUUUUUACGACAUAUAUUAUGGAUACGAAAGUAGGACAAGUGGCAAAAAAAAAAGAGAUCAGAAGUUUUAGGAUAACAAUUACUUGUUGUUGUCUACCAUAGCGUCGUAGCGUAAGUAGGGCACUAGUCGUAGCUUGUUUCGAGGGAUGCGUGUGAAAUAUGCAUGCGAGAGAUUGGCAGCUCGAGAGAUUACUCGAAAGAAAGAGCGAGAAA
This is a messenger RNA of Acromyrmex echinatior (Panamanian leafcutter ant), 9246 nucleotides long. It is a transcript of the gene Nckx30C, whose product is annotated as solute carrier family 24 member Nckx30C. The record is from RefSeq and is a predicted model, not a curated record. Gene Ontology annotation, cellular component: plasma membrane. Lineage: Eukaryota; Metazoa; Arthropoda; Insecta; Hymenoptera; Formicidae. Gene Ontology annotation, biological process: intracellular calcium ion homeostasis; calcium ion transmembrane transport. Gene Ontology annotation, molecular function: calcium channel activity; calcium, potassium:sodium antiporter activity.